Molecule: messenger RNA, 222 nt
Organism: Rhizophagus irregularis DAOM 181602=DAOM 197198
Lineage: Eukaryota; Fungi; Glomeromycota; Glomeromycetes; Glomerales; Glomeraceae
Source: RefSeq, a predicted model, not a curated record
UCCAACUAUGGAAACUUCUAAUAGGGUGAUCCGUUAUUUUCGUGAUAAGAAAAAUCAUUUUUUACGUGUCCAAUUUGUGGAUAAGGUUUUGAGUAAAGUUGGUUCAUCUAAUGAUGAUACUUCUAACCAUUGUAUGACAGAGUUUAUUGUACUUUACGUGAUGGUAUCACUAUUGGUGCGAAUUCUUGGCUUUCUCUGCUAGUCAAUUAAGAGAUUAUAGUU